Ectocarpus sp. CCAP 1310/34 is the source of this 1188-nucleotide messenger RNA. Lineage: Eukaryota; Phaeophyceae; Ectocarpales; Ectocarpaceae. The record is from the annotation of a GenBank genome assembly.
AUGCCGACAGCGCCGACGGAUGUACUGGGAGCGGUACUAGAGCACCGAAAGAGGGAAAGGGGAAGUGACGGGGUGGAGACAGAAGGCGCGAGAGGAGAAAGCGUGCGCGAGUGGGUAAAGGAGCGAGAGUGGUGCGGAGUGGUGUUGCAGAAGGGCGGGGCGCGUCGCCCCGAGGGCGCAGAAGCAGCUUUCACCCCGGAUGUCGGGCACUUCCGCCACCUGUCCUUCGUGAACUCCACGUCGACCCCGCAGGUACCACUUCAGCGACAGUACCAGCAACAAGCCACAGGCGCGUCAGAUCGUCAGAGCUGUAACAGCAGCAGCUGGAGCAGGAGGAGCCGACGGGAGCGCCAGCAGCAGGAGCACCAGGAUAACGUAACUAGAAGAGGGGGCGGGGCCCCAUCCGCUACCUCUUCUCGCUCCAACGACGGCGACGACGAGCGCGAAGACGGCGCGAUCGCGGUCACGGUCAAGACGGAUGUCAAGACGGAGGCCAAGAUGCAGGAGCUCCGGGAGCCUCCGGAGCCGCUGAAGAUGAAGAAGAGGGCGAGGUUGAUGAAGAUGGAGACGGAGGAGAAAGCAGGGGAUCCGCCGAUUGGGUUGCUUGGAGUUGGUGGCCAGCGGAUCCGGCGUGCUUGAUUCUGUGACAUUUGAAAAUUUGACUAUGGGAUGUGAGAGUUUUGCGCUGUCGGGUUAUUAUUGUUUGUCUUGCCACGGAUGCACUUCUCAGAUGAUUCGAAUGUUGUAAUCAUGACUUCGGUUCACACCAAAAUAAUAAUUGGACUUACGUCGCCUUCAGAUACAUCUUUAAGAAAUGACGUCCUGAUCGUAACAAUAUAUUUAGCGUGUGCCGGGUUGUGAUAACCACGAGAAACAGCCAGCCGUUCCUGUGCCUGACAUGACUUGAAAUUAGAGCCUAUUCCGCACCUUGACAACUUUUUUUGACCAUUUGAAUCUCUUGACAAAGGCGGUGAUGGUGAUUUUCAACGUGGCACCAUUCGAAAGGUCUGGUUGGGAGCUCUCUUUUCGUGUCGCGGAGAAAGGACAUUUGGCCCGGGGUGUGUGGUACCUCACGUCAAAUAUCGCCAAAGUUCUUGCCGGCGCAGAUGGAAGGGCCGUAUAGUUCACUUAUCGUUAACAUGCAUUCGAUAUUUCAAAAUACUCUUAGAUGACACCAAUGUUUAUGGC